Puma concolor (puma) is the source of this 1866-nucleotide messenger RNA. NCBI's taxonomy places the organism in Eukaryota, Metazoa, Chordata, Mammalia, Carnivora, Felidae. The record is from RefSeq and is a predicted model, not a curated record.
AUGUUCAACAUUAAAUAAACUCGUGUUGAGCAAGUGAAAUUACUUGACCGAUUCAGUACCAGCAACAAGUCACUAACAGGAACACUCUAUCUUACAGCCACACAUCUAUUAUUUAUAGACUCUCAUCAGAAAGAAACCUGGAUAUUGCAUCACCAUAUUGCCUUAGUGGAGAAACUAGCUUUGACUACUUCUGGAUGCCCACUUGUGAUUCAGUGCAAGAACUUCAGGAUUGUGCAUUUCAUUGUUCCCAGAGAAAGAGAUUGCCAUGAUAUUUACAAUUCCCUGCUACAACUGUCAAAACAAGCAAAAUAUGAAGAUCUCUAUGCAUUCUCGUACAAUCCCAAACAAAACGAUUCGGAGCGACUCCGAGGCUGGCAGCUCAUUGACCUUGCCGAGGAAUAUAAGAGGAUGGGAGUGCCAAAUUCAAACUGGCAGCUGUCUGAUGCCAACCGAGAAUACAAGAUUUGUGAAACUUACCCCAGAGAACUUUAUGUUCCCCGAAUAGCAAGUAAACCAAUAAUUGUUGGUAGUUCCAAGUUCCGGAGCAAGGGAAGAUUCCCAGUUCUUUCCUACUAUCAUGAACAUAAAGAGGCUGCCAUUUGUCGAUGUAGUCAGCCACUAUCAGGAUUCAGUGCCAGGUGCCUGGAGGAUGAACAUUUGCUUCAAGCCAUUAGUAAAGCCAACCCAGUCAAUCGCUAUAUGUAUGUAAUGGAUACCAGGCCCAAACUGAAUGCAAUGGCCAACAGAGCAGCUGGAAAAGGUUAUGAAAAUGAAGACAACUAUUCUAAUAUUAGAUUUCAGUUUGUUGGAAUCGAAAAUAUUCACGUCAUGCGGUCCAGCCUUCAGAAGUUAUUGGAAGUUAAUGGUACCAAAGGGCUUUCUGUCAGUGAUUUCUACUCUGGUGUGGAGAGCUCAGGAUGGCUUCGCCAUAUCAAAGCUGUUAUGGAUGCAGCAAUCUUCUUAGCCAAAGCAAUAACGGUUGAAAGUGCAAGUGUGUUGGUACAUUGUUCUGAUGGUUGGGAUAGGACGUCCCAGGUCUGUUCCCUUGGCUCUCUCUUACUGGAUUCCUACUACAGGACAAUCAAAGGAUUCAUGGUUUUAAUAGAAAAGGAUUGGAUCUCUUUUGGACAUAAGUUUUCAGAGAGGUGUGGCCAUUUGGAUGGUGACCCAAAGGAAGUCUCACCGGUGUUUACUCAGUUCUUGGAAUGUGUGUGGCAUUUGACCGAACAGUUUCCACAAGCCUUUGAAUUCAAUGAAGCGUUUCUCCUUCAGAUCCAUGAACAUAUUCAUUCAUGCCAAUUUGGAAACUUCCUUGGAAAUUGUCAGAAGGAAAGAGAAGAACUCAAGUUAAAGGAGAAGACUUACUCCCUGUGGCCUUUUCUCCUGGAUGACCAGAAGAAGUACUUAAAUCCUCUCUACACUUCCAAAUCUCCAAAAUUUACAGUUUUGGAGCCAAAUACAGUAUCUUUCAAUUUUAAGUUUUGGAGAAACAUGUACCACCAAUUUGACCGAACGUUGCAUCCUAGACAGUCUGUGUUUAAUAUAAUUACGAAUAUGAAUGAGCAAAAUAAGCAGUUAGAGAAAGACAUUAAAGACUUAGAAUCUAAAAUUAAACAAUGUAAAAAUAAGCCAACAGAUGGAAUUCUCACCAAGGAAUUGAUACAUUCAGUUCAUCCUGAAUCACCUACCCUCAAAACUUCCUUGUGUUUCAAGGAGCAAACUCUGUUACCUGUGAAUCAUGCUCUUCGAACUAUAGAGGGCAGCAACCCAGCAGAUAAUCGUUACAGUGAAUACGCUGAGGAGUUUUCCAAAUCGGAACCCGGUGUGGUCAGCUUAGAGUAUGGUGUGGCAAGAAUGACUUGUUAG